Rubroshorea leprosula is the source of this 979-nucleotide messenger RNA. The record is from the annotation of a GenBank genome assembly. Lineage: Eukaryota; Viridiplantae; Streptophyta; Magnoliopsida; Malvales; Dipterocarpaceae.
CCAACUCCCCCCCUAAAUUUUACCUUUCCAACAAUCAAACUUUUGUGUAAAAGCAAAAUAAUGUUUUUGCCUAAAGAUACCUUUGUAUUAUUUAAAAACACAGAUGAAGAUCUCACAAGAAGAUGCACAGCAGUGAAGACCAUCUUAAUGUGAAUAACCAUCUUUUCCCACGGGCAACAUAAUGAUAAAAGAGUUUAUUCCCUGGACUGCCACUCGGGAUAACUUGAGAAUUCAUUUCUCUUUUGCCAUAUCAGUUGCCGGUUUUUUGGUUUCUUUUCAUCUAAAUUGGAGACAUGACAAGCCCUGAGAAUAUUUGGACAUCACAUGGAAUGUUAAUUGUUUCACAUAUAAAACUUACUUUAUGGUUCGAAAUGUGCUAUUGGAGAAAGCAGAGUUAUUGCACAAGUGAUGGUGGAGACCGAAGAGAGGAGUUCUUAAGGAAAUCUCUUUUACCUUCUCCAAGCUGGUAUAUAGCUGUUCUGUUCAUCAUGUUCUUCAAAACAAUCAACAUGAGGGCUGAGAACCAACUGCUUCCGUUGGAUCAACUGAACCUUCAAGCAGAAAUUUAUCUGCUGACAAUGACCUUAUAGAAAAUAAGAUGCUGGAGCAGCAGAAGGUUUUUCUUCCUUGUUCCUGUUCCAUUUAGAGAGCAACAAUAAAAUGUAAACAAAUCAUUUAGGCCUAUGGCUUUGCACGGCCUUGGACAUUGUUUCAAUUCCCUCUUCUUUGGAACAAGUUUGGAGGUUAGAGCAGGUUCUUCUUCAUCAUGGCUGUGUGUUAAACAAGGUGUCAUCUCGAGCUGCAUGAGGGUUCUUCGUCAUGUCUGUAUAUAACAUCAGUAGGUGUUUUGACUGUGUAGGAGGAAAUUACCAUAUUAUCGGUUUUCAGUCACACAUUCUAUGUGUUCUCAUCUUCUGUAGCAAAACCAACUUCUCAUUUGAGACUGUAUUUCUUUUCACAAUAAACAAUUUCAGCGAUU